AUGCCGCCUGCAGCGGCAGGCUCACCUGCUGGCACCACCGCCACCGGCCCCGACUCGCCAGCACCCGACACAGCCCAGCCACCAGCACCACUGCCUUCGGCCAGCGCUGCACCGCCCGCCAGGCGGAGGAGGGGCCCUCCGGGAAGGUGUGGAGCAGCCAGCUACGAGGAGGAGGACGGCAGCCACCGAGGGUCGCCCCCGCUGCCACAGAUCCCCGCGGCGCCCUCUUCGCCGCCCCCCACCACCAUGCUGCAGUACUUGGAAUACGACGGCGAGCUCGCCACGGGUGAGAAGGACUCCAAGGGCGACUGUCAGCUGCACAAGUGCAGAAUCCCCUCUCCACCCGUCCACCGAUUUUUCUUUCUGUCCGUUUGUCUGCAGGUGUAG
Molecule: messenger RNA, 387 nt
Organism: Vitrella brassicaformis
Lineage: Eukaryota; Vitrellaceae
Source: the annotation of a GenBank genome assembly